CCGCCGCCUAGUUGUCGCGUCGUUUUCUCUUCCCGGGUCGGGCAGGAGUGGGCCACCCGGCUGGUCAGGUCCUAGACAGAUGAGAAGCUUCGUAUGGAGGCCAUGAUGGUCGCCGCCUGGAAGGAUGCUAAGGCAGCCCGGUUGGCGCCCGAGAAAAUGAAGGAGAAGCUGGUCGAACAGGCCAAAGCCUAUUGGGGUCUCUUUGCCAAGCAUGAGGGCUUGCUCAAGUGUGUUAAGGAGUCGGAUGAGCGGGCUAAGCGGAAGAUCGCCGAGUUGGCGAAGAAGGCCGGGCAGACAGGCCAGCUGGAGGAGGAGAAUGCCCAGCUAAGGGCUGAGCUGGAGAGGGAGUACUCCGACCGGGCUGUUCACGCCGUUGCUUGGGUUGGGCAGGACCCGGAGGCUACCCAGGCACUUCCUGACUAGGAGGUCGGCAUCCGGUUCUUCCAAGUGUCCCAGCAACUGAUUGAUGACAUUGGGAUAUUUGGGUUUGGGACCGGUCAGUACCAAAAGCACUGUGGGCUGUACGGGAUCUUGAGCAACCGGCUACAGGAUUUUGACCCGGUCGUUCAAACUCUUAAUCUCUUUGGUCACGACCGAGCUGUAUCUACCCUGUGUAACGCAUCUCACCAUUCUUUCCACCCAAGUAGGAAAUAAGCCAUCCGGGUGGGUUUUGACAGAGCAUGCCCGGGCUAUGCUUCAAAGUUGAUCAUGUGAGUCAUUUCUUCUUUCACCCGGGUGAACAAGAGCUCUAGUCCUCCGAGUGAGCAAGGCAAUCAAUUCUUUCCCUUCAU
Cuscuta campestris is the source of this 791-nucleotide messenger RNA. The record is from the annotation of a GenBank genome assembly. NCBI's taxonomy places the organism in Eukaryota, Viridiplantae, Streptophyta, Magnoliopsida, Solanales, Convolvulaceae.